Messenger RNA from Aureobasidium musti, 882 nucleotides. The record is from the annotation of a GenBank genome assembly. Lineage: Eukaryota; Fungi; Ascomycota; Dothideomycetes; Dothideales; Saccotheciaceae.
AUGUCUUGGCUCAACCUCUUCAGCCGGCGCAACGAAGCCUCACCGACAUACAACCCCGUAUCUGAGGACGAGGACAAGCUGCUCGAUGAACCUGUGCAGACAACUAAGAUCGAGCUGGAAAGGCUCAAGCAAGCCAAUGCGAACUUGAAGCGUGUGCUGGCCGUCUUCGCUACCUUCUUCCUGGCCUUCCUCGCUCUCAUUGCAUUCAAAAGUUGGGAGUCUCAUGGAGACAGCCUGAUGUUCCCGCGCAUCCUCAAGUCGCCUGUACCGCNNCCAGUCAGCGAGUCCGCCUACCAUGACUUCACCAUCGCUGAUAACCUCUUAGUGCCCAUGAACAUUCAGACUUUCGAGCGCAACUCUCUCUACGCAUCCCGUCCAUCCCCUGAAUCCGAUGCAGCCUGGAAUGCACUCCUCCCCGAAGGCCGCGGUUUCGUCUACGUGCCUGAGUCCGAAAAACACUCUCUGCCACCAGGCGAAAAGACGUUCUAUGGCGAGAUCUACUCCGUGUCCUUGUUUCACCAACUGCACUGUCUGGGUCAGCUGCGCAAGUACUAUUGGCUAUUGAUCGAUGGAGUCACAAGCAACAGCACAAGUCUGAGACCCAUGGUGGAUGGCUUGCUAGGGCCUUCUGGUGAACAUGUGUCGCAUUGCUUUGACUACUUGCGACAAACGCUGCAAUGCGCAGGUGACAUGGCUUUAGAAUGGCCGAGGAAAGAGGAGGAUGGUAGCAGGUUUGCUGUGGAUGGAUGGGGUAUCCCUCACGAAUGCAGGAGCUGGGACCAUAUCGUCGAUUACAUGAAGGGGUCAUAUUUCAACCUUUCCAUGAACAGCGAAAUCGCGCCCGAUCAUCCCAUGCAUCAAGAUGGCACGGCGAAACUAUGA